GAAACGUCAAACUACGUCCUCAAGUUGCCACCACAACUUGAACAACGCGGAAUCCACCCAAGAUUCCAUGUAUCCCGGCUCGCACCUCACGAGCCGAAUGACCAGGAAAUCUUCCCAAAUAGGGAAGUAAACAUAUUCUAUGAUUUUGGGGAAGACCCCGAUCGCGAAGCAGUAGUUCGCGAAAUCCUAAACCACGCAUGGGUUCACAACGAACUCUGGUUUAAGGUUAAAUGGGAACUAGGGGACACCACAUGGGGACCCCUAGGAAAUUGCAACGACCUCGUCCACCUGGACAAGUACCUCACCUUACAAAAUGUAAGGGAACCAUCACGAUGUGACUGUGAACUCCAAGUGUUCCAGUACUCAUCGCAUCACGGUGGAGGUGUCCGAGUGUUAGUGAUAUUCACAUUGAUUCAUCUCCAUUCGCCAGGAGGUGAGCGUGAGCAUGAGUGUUGCGAAAAGCGAAUCGCAACCAAUCAGCGCCCGGAAAGCAUGCCCAGCUAUAUGUACAAGCUCAUCGCUAGCUGUACCUGCGCCCAUGCACAGAAAUUUAAACUCCGCCAGUCCCCAUCUCAGUUGCAGCGCCCUUCUGAGCAAUCUAAUGAUCGGAAGCUGUUCGGUAUGUAUGUAUUUAGGUAUACCAUGCCCUGGCCUUGUUAA
Messenger RNA from Cantharellus anzutake, 660 nucleotides. RefSeq lists its product as uncharacterized. The annotation marks the transcript as partial. The transcript has a single exon. The record is from RefSeq and is a predicted model, not a curated record. NCBI's taxonomy places the organism in Eukaryota, Fungi, Basidiomycota, Agaricomycetes, Cantharellales, Hydnaceae.